Messenger RNA from Ailuropoda melanoleuca (giant panda), 6046 nucleotides. RefSeq names its product myosin light chain kinase 3 (gene MYLK3). The record is from RefSeq and is a predicted model, not a curated record. NCBI's taxonomy places the organism in Eukaryota, Metazoa, Chordata, Mammalia, Carnivora, Ursidae. Gene Ontology annotation, molecular function: ATP binding; protein serine/threonine kinase activity. The transcript is spliced from 13 exons. The coding region runs from base 938 to 2992 and encodes 684 amino acids. Gene Ontology annotation, biological process: positive regulation of apoptotic process; intracellular signal transduction; protein phosphorylation. Gene Ontology annotation, cellular component: nucleus.
UUACAAGGAAGCAGUGAAGUUUAGUAAGAUACUGCCGCUGAAGAUGCUUAGCGCCAGGUCUGCCCGCGGUCACGCUCAGAAAAGGAAGCUAUAGUAAAAGUGCCCUUUCUCUGAUUCCUGUGAAUGAGGGCAAGUGAGUGGGGUCCGAAGGGAUGGGUACGUGUAAGCAUCUGUGUGUGUGUGUGUGUGUGUGUGUGUGUCCGGGUGUGCAGAGGGCCCAGCCUCCCACGGGGCACUCUGGGAAGAUCUGGGCAGACAGCCUCCCUGCAGGCGGGGUCUGGGUUGGAGCUGGCACCUCACUGAGCAGGGGUUGUAGGUCACGUCUUCUCUCUCACUGCAACAUGCUCCAGUCUUGGGGGCAUAGUGUGUCUGUGUUGCUUCCUGAAGAGCUCUAUUUGCAGAGAAAUGGGUGGACCGUCCUAGCCUGGAGACAACCAACUAGGUUCCCAGCCAGGGUGCAAGCAGCCCCAGGGAAGAAAAGCAGGGCCCCCAGCCCAUUCUGGCUGAUCGGGGCUUUCCUCUAUCCUGGAGGGCUGGCUGAAGGCAGCAGUUCCCCGCUCAUCUCCUGGGCCCUUGCACCGUGAUCCUGGGUUUUGAAAUCAGGUCAGUUCUGCCCUAAGCCCCCUCCCUUCUAUCCUCCCUCCUUGGACCACACGGUGUUUGUUUCACAACUGGACACUUCACGAAGUGAUGCAGGAAGUAGGCCCCUGGGAAGCAGAUACGGCCUCGCAAACCAGAUAACUGAGCGAAGCCUCUGGAUGCCUCUGGGGCCUGGGGCAGGGUCAGAGAUAAGUGGAAAUGCCAGGCUUAUCGCUGCUGCCUGAGUUCUAGAGAAAUCAGCCUGGCCGGCCAGCCCACCUCACUCCCAGCACUCUGGGCGGUUGGGCAACUCCAGGCAGAGUAAACACCGAGCUGGCACCGUGGCCGCAGCCGCAGGAUGAGGACUCUGUGCCCCACUCCGGCACUUCGCGGUCCCAGCGCCAGAGGCCAGCAGCGGGCGUCAGAUUACAUCCAGAUAUUUGCGAACAAAGAUCGAGUGGAAGAGAAAGGAGCAAAACCAAAGCAUGAGCUGAGCACCAGAGCUGUGCAAGCCGAGAUCAGGGGGCCCUGGGAAGAGAGCCAGAAGGCGAACCUGCCAGAGGGGACAGUGGAGAGGCUGACCCCCGUCAAUGCUUCAGAGAUAGGAUCUGACCUCCCCACCCAGGCGGAGGCCCCGCCACGGCAGGAAGAAGGAGUUCCUGGCCCAGCCCAAGUGCCCCCUGGCCUCCUGCCGCUGCCCACAGAGGUGGAAGCCAAAGCUCCUGGAGCCUCCGCUGAGAACCCUGGGACUGACCUGGAACUGUCUGCAGCAUCCAACAGGGUCAGUGAGGCCCCCACCAGCCAGGAGGCUUUACCCGGUACAGAACAAGGAUCGUCAUUCAACAGGCCUGACCCGCAGCCCUCAGAGGCAGGCAUGAGGCUGACUCCAGGGCUGCCCGUCCAAGCCAAGGCAGCUCACGGCAGUGGAGAAACGCCUCGGAGGAUCUCCAUCCACGUGCAGGAGACGGAUACCCCCGGGGAGCUGCUUGUGACCCGAGGGGGCAGCCUCAGACCCACGCCCCCCGUGGAGGCUCCAGCGGCUGCCCACCCAGGUGAGCAGGACCCACCUGGGCCCAUGCCCCAGACCCCACCUGGGUCCAUGCCCCAGACCCCUGCAACCAAGUCAGAAAAACAGAUCCCGAAAGGAGCCAGCAAGAUUUCCGCCCUGCGGAAACGGAGCACCCACGAGGGAGCAAAGGCAGAGGAGAAGCAGGGGCCUGGGGCCGAGUCCACCCCGGGACCAAGCGGGGCCAGGACGGACAACGGAGAUGAUGCUGGAGCCCCGGGGGAGCAGCAGGACAAAGGCGUGGGAGCAGGAAACCCUGAGCCCCGGCAGGACUGCACAGCCGGGGGUGUGGGCAGAGCUGAAGCAGGGAGGACACCCCUUGGAGCCGAGGCAGGCAGCGUGGUUCUGGAUGACAGCCCAGCCCCACCCGCCCCCUUCGAGCACCGGGUGGUGAGCGUCAAGGAGACCUCGACGUCGGCAGGGUACACAGUGUGCCAGCAUGACGUCCUGGGAGGGGGCCGGUUCGGCCAGGUGCACAGGUGCACGGAGAAGUCCACAGGCCUCUCGCUGGCAGCCAAGGUCAUCAAAGUGAAGAGCGCCAAGGACCGGGAGGAUGUGAAGAACGAGGUCAACAUCAUGAACCAGCUCAGCCAUGUGAACCUGAUCCAGCUCUAUGACGCCUUUGAGAGCAAGAACAGCUUUACCCUCGUCAUGGAGUAUGUGGAUGGGGGUGAACUCUUUGACCGGAUCACAGAGGAGAAGUACCAGCUGACCGAACUGGAUGUGAUCUUGUUCACCAAGCAGAUCUGUGAGGGUGUGCAUUACCUCCAUCAACACUACAUCCUGCACCUGGACCUCAAGCCGGAGAACAUACUGUGUGUCAAUCAGACAGGACAUCAGAUUAAGAUCAUUGACUUUGGGCUGGCCAGAAGGUACAAGCCUCGGGAGAAGCUGAAGGUGAACUUCGGCACUCCAGAGUUCCUGGCCCCGGAAGUUGUCAACUAUGAAUUCGUGUCCUUCCCUACGGACAUGUGGAGUGUGGGAGUCAUUACCUACAUGCUACUCAGUGGUUUGUCCCCAUUUCUAGGGGAAACAGAUGCAGAGACCAUGAAUUUCAUUGUGAACUGUAGCUGGGAUUUUGACGCCGACGCCUUUGAAGGGCUGUCGGAGGAGGCCAAGGACUUUAUUUCCCGCCUGCUCGUCAAAGAGAAGAGCUGCCGAAUGAGUGCCACGCAGUGCCUGAAACAUGAGUGGUUGAAUAAUUUGCCUGCCAAAGCUUCAAAAUCCAAAGUUCGUCUCAAAUCCCAAUUAUUGCUGCAGAAAUAUCUGGCUCAGAGGAAAUGGAAGAAACAUUUCUACGUGGUGACUGCUGCCAACAGGCUAAGGAAAUUUCCAACUUGUCCCUAAUUCUCAACUCUGCUGCUCCCAUGGGCCCAGAAGUUACUGAGACUGGUGAUGAAGUGAUGACUCAAGAUUUUUAAUAAUCCAGUCUUGUACCAACAUUGAUUCCACUUAUUUUGUAAAGAAAGGUUGUGGCUGUUGCCUUCCUUGUGGAUGAAAAGUGGCUGUAAGGAAAGCGACCUACAAACUUUUUUUCUGCCUUUUAAGAUCAUACUAAGUUGAAAUGCUGUGUUUACUUUUCAAGUAUACCUACUUUUGGUGAUAAGUGUAGGCAUGCUUUAGGUAGGUAGGAAAGCCUCUAUCUUGUGUAUGUCCAAUUUAAAGUCUAAACAUACUCUGAUUGAAGAACUUAGUAGACUAUUACACAGGGCACGUUAUUCAGUGUUAUUCCCUCCAGUACAAAGAAUUCUUAGAAUUUCGAUUUGCUCAAGUGGGAGCUGACAUUUUACGGUACUAUCCCGCUCUUAUGGAAAGCAAUGUGGAUUUAGGGCAAUGAUCCUCAAACUUGUUUUAACAUGUGCUCCCUUUUGAGAAUCAAACCAUGCAUCCUUUAAUAUUCUUUGAAACUUCAAAAUAUACCACCUAUCCUGGCUAAAUCAGAACAAUGAUUAUUUUGAAUGUGCUUUUUAAAUCUAUACACACCUCCACCCUUUCCUAAUUGGCCCUGUCCUGGCAUUGGUAGUUUCGUUCCUGACUUCCCUUCCUCACUGAUGACCUUACGGUCUAGUAAGUCUGGAACUGAUAUGCAAUAUGUAAAAGAGAGAUAAGAGUGUGAUGAUGUGCAGCUUUCUGAGAGAAACUCAAGUGGUACAUCGUGAGACCGUACACUGCUCUGCUGCUGCUUUAUGAAGGAUAUACCACUUCCAGUAUUGUCAUUUAACUUAUAAAAUGAUUAACAAGAAGUACUUUAUUAUUUGAAAGUAAAGAAUGCUUUUAAUGUCCUUGCUUCUAACCUGAUUUUUGUGCUAUCCCCAUGAACUUCUCGUGUCAGCAGUUUUAAUUACUUUUAGCUUCGUUUUUUGUUUUUUAAUUUUUGUUUUUAAUUAACCAUGCAACAAUUUCACAGCCUUUCAGGACUUUUCAAAUAGAGACCCCGCUUUUUUUGGCAGAGGACGUGGCUGUGGGGAAGGUGGCGAGGUGAAUCCUGCUGCUUCAAUUCUUAAGUUGUAACUUUUCUCCAGAAGGCUAACCCUCGUUGAGAGCUAAGAUUGUUCAGUGCCAGCAUAUCUAGGCCUGCUCCGAGCUGGCCAGCUAGUGGAUGAACAUCCGAAGAGAUAGCUGCUGAAAAUCUCCCUUUCAUGGGAGAGUGCAGUGAUUUGGUAAAAUGCCUUAUUUUAGAACAAGUUACUUCUCUGAAAAGGUUUUAUGAGGGCAGCCUCCAGGAGCCAGAGAGGUUACCUCAUAAUUCUGUCAGGUACUGUGAUUCUUACCUCCUGUGGGACUUCAGGCUCUUGGGGAUGCUAUGAAUCUUCUCCCCAGAAAAACGUAGUUAGCUACCUCGAUCUAGACUAGCACUGACAGAAAUAUUAUAUGCGCCACAUACAUAAUUAAAAUUUCUAAUAUCUUCUCUAAAAAAAAAACCUGGGGAGAUUAAUUUUAAUAAUUUAACACAGUAAGAUCAAAAACACUUCAAUUUGUAAUCGACAUAAAAAUUAUGAAUGAGAUAUUUUAUUUUUUCUUUUCACACAAAAUCUCCAAAAUCUGGUAUUUUACACUUAAAAUACAUUUCGAUGCAGAUACGAGGUUGUCAUCAGACAUGCUUAGUUUGUAUUUAGAUCUCAUGGAACUUACUAUAGAAAAAUAUACCCACAUACUCAUGUUGUUUGAAACACCUCAAUUGUUUUCUAAUAAUUAGGUAUCCAUUUUUACAUUUAACUUAAAUAAAAGCAGGAAUUCAGUCCUACAGUUGCAUUAGCCACAUUUUAAGUGCUUAAUAGCCACGCGUGCUUAGUGGCCUCUACACUGGACACGGCGGAUAGAGAGAGAAUCUUUACCUAUCAGAUUUUAUCCCCCCCCAUGCUGUUAUUCUUUACCUCGAGCUCCCUCAGGAGGGCUUUGUUUAGGUCAAGCCCACACAAGUGAGAGGUAAUGUGAUUUUAGCCUCCCUUACCUGAAAUUCAAGGGAACUUUUAAAGCUUUAAAUUUUUGGAUAUUUUCAGUUCUCCACUUCGCUGGUAUUUUUAGAUUGUAACUGUGCUGGUAUCAACUAUUUCUAAAGGGUUUUCCAUUUGAAUGAAUAGUCAUUGGAAACUGCUGGGCAGAGAAACUCUAAAAGGCAGUCAGGACCCACUUUUUUCACCUGUUAGAUUGGUGUGCUUGCAGGGAAAAUGGAAUUCUUCCACUUUCAAUGGGUAUUUAUCCAAAAAAAGUCACACCCGCACUUUCACCCAGCAAUUUCAUUUCUAGGAAUUUAUCCCUCAGCAGUACUUGAACAAGUGGAGAUUUAUGCAAAAUGUUUAGGUAACACUGUUGCUAAUGGCUGAAUGAAAACAACUUUUUUGUUUUCAUCUGCCUAUCAGUAUGAAUUUAGUUAAAUAAAUUUUGUCACAUCCAUAUAGGAAAACACCUUGUGGCUGUUAAACAUAGAUCUAGAUGCACUGACACCACCUUUCAUUACAGGAAAAGGACAACAUAUGUAUAGCAUCAUCCUAUUUGUGGAGAGACAUAUACACGCAUUAAAAUUUUCAAGGGUAUGCAAGAAACUUAGCAUUGGGGUGUGCAGUGUGGGUGAUGGGGAGAAGGGGGAAUUCCACUUUUCACUUUAUAACUUUCUGAUUAAUUUGACUUUUUUUUAUUUUUAUUUUUUUUACAAUGAGCAUGUAUUGCUUUUAUAAUCACAAAUUAGCAAUGCAAUGUCAAGUGUGGACCUUAUUUUGACCUUGAUUUGAGCAAACAAACAAUACAAGGAUAUUUUAGAGACAUCCAAGGAAAUAAAAUGCUAAAUUGCAUACUUAAUAAUACAUAGAAUUUCAGGGGUGCCUGGGUGGCGCAGUCAAUGAAGUGUCCGACUCUUGGUUUUGGCUCAGGUCAUGUCUCAGGGUCCUGGAAUCGAGCCCUGCG